This is a messenger RNA of Lolium perenne, 510 nucleotides long. Lineage: Eukaryota; Viridiplantae; Streptophyta; Magnoliopsida; Poales; Poaceae. The record is from RefSeq and is a predicted model, not a curated record.
AUGGCCACGCUGGCCUGCAUGGCCCAUGCAGCCGUGGGAUGGAGAUCGGAUGGCCUAGGGCCAUCGUCUCCAUCUCGCGGUGCUGGGCACGCACAGGCGGGCGGCAGAGGCGGGGCAGGGACGGCCAGGCUUACCGGCGACGGCGGAGGCACGGUGGCGGGGUCGAGGCGGGUCGGGGUCAUCGCGGAACGGGGCGGGGUCGGCUUGGGCGGCGUCCUGCUCCUCCUCCCUGCUUCUUCCCGACGGCGACGCUCCCGCGGUGCUCCACGGGCAGGGCUUCGCGGCGGCGUCCUCGGGCAGGUCUGGGGAGAAAAAGAAGGGCAGGGUGAGGUGCUGCUUGGCCAGGGGGUGAGUGAAGAAAAAGGAGGGAGAGAGGGGUGUCGACGGCGGCGGCUCGGCGACCUUGGCGGUGAUCGGGCGGGGCUCCGCCGUGCGAUGCGAGCAGCAGCCCGGAGCACCGCCACGGGCGCUCUCGGAGCGUCCGUGGAGGUGGGGGAAGGGGAGUGGUGA